GUCGUGUAAGUGCUUCUGGGCAAUGGCUGCAACCCGCGGAAGGUCGCUUGUUCCCGCGCGCAGCUUCUGCGUGGAGCCACACGUGGCGGUGACCAAGAACACGUUCAUCAGCCACUUCAUCGGCGUAGAUGAUAUCCCCCCAGCAACGGAGGUGCGCAGCAUGUCAGAGCCACCCCCGCGCAUCUACGGGCCCGUGGACUCUCCGAUCGCGCCAUCCCCGCGCAUAUGCGAGCCCGCGCACUCUCCGACCGCGCCGUCCCCGUUUGCAGAUUUGCGCGAAAGCACGUGCAAGCCGCCAAUCUCGUCUGCGGAGCACAACAGGCUGGUGAAGGACCUUGCAAUCUUCAAUUCCUAUUUUUUCUACAAGCCUGCAUGGGGCCUACAGAUCAAUCCAGCAGGCACUAAUGUCAAGAUGGUGAAGAAGCGGGCUCCGACCGCGGCGGAGUUGCACCACUUCCACCUGACGCGUUUCCGCUUGUCUGAGGGCGCGCCGAAUCGCACGCAGGAGAAACCAGAUGCCUGUCAGGUUGCGCCCCCCCGCCGCAAAGUCAAGGCCCGUCGCCCUGUCGGCAACGGCGGCGCUGUCAGCAGGGCGCCAAACCCAACAGACAUCGAGGAUAUAGACCGCAUCAUUCGUGAAUUUCAGCAUCUCGCGGGCCCGUCCACAUUCCCGCCUGUCACCCGAAAGAAGAAAGCUGCAACGGCAUCGGCCAGGCGGAUGGCUCAGGGACAUUGCUACGCGGACCAGUGCCUCAAGCACGGCUUGCGCUUCCUCGGGGACAAUCUUCAUUUGGAGGAAGUGCCGCAUACUGAGUUGUUCCAGGGUGGCAAAUUCAUUGUGCAGAAAGGCCCCCAUGCGGUGGGCGUGCGGGUUCACCCCGACGGCAUGGUGCACUGCGACGACAACGGCGGCCGAUUCUUUUUCGGGGCCCAGCAGAUCAUCACCAACUCGGAAGUAUCCGAGCCGUUGCCUACGGUCGACAACCCAGAGCUGCACUUGACCAGGAAAGUGCACGUGUACAGGCUGGCGAAGGGCGCGUCUCCCGUCCUUCCGCUCAGCGGGCACGCCGUCGUCUGGCCGCCGCCGCUUGGCCGCGAUGCAUUGGUCGGGGCGUCGUCCAGCCCGGCGGGCCCGUCGAGUGGUCGGCCAGACGCGGCGCGGCCAGCGCCGCCGUCUCCGUACACAGAGCAGCUGGGAAGACAAAUACUGGAACGCCCAGUGCCAAGCUCGCUUGAACUUGGCACGCCUGCGGGGGUAAGCCCCAAGCGGCGUAAGCUUGGAAAGGGGAUCAUCAAUUCCUUCCAGGGCCCCGCAGCCCCGCCAUCUCCGCCGCGCAGUCCUGGCGGGCAGCCGCCCGAGGCGAUCACAGCAGGGAAGACCAUUCUGGCGCGCAUGGUGGAACUGCGGCGGGAAGCACCCGCGGCGUUCCCCAGCGUCGGAGCAGACGUGCAAACAAUAUUAACUCUUCUGAAGUAUUUGAUUGCGGACGCCAAGAUGACGGACUUCAAGGUGUUGUCGCAUUCCAAGCUGGCUUUGCUCCUUGCCCUCAGGUGUCUAGACCUUCGCGCGCAUGAGUACAAUUUGUUUGAAUAUGAAGAAAGCUCUGGCGCUUGGUUGCCUGCAGAGAUUCUCACGAACAUGAACAAAUAUAUGUUCCUUGCCGCCGAGGGCGUGCUACUGAGGGUUCCUGCUGCCCACGCUAAGGGCGAACCGCCACUUGAAUGGGAUUGCGAAAAAGUGGGGCCUAUAAUGUGGGAUACAAUCCGCGCUCGGAUCCAAGCAGCGGGGAACGAUGGAGAUGCGCUGUCGGGCUUCGUUUCUGAUGCCAAGAAGGAGGGCGAUUACAUGCGUCGUGUUUCAAGUAAUAAGCCAUGGAAUUGCCACUUCCUGCCAAGAUUGGCAGACGCGCUGUCGAAGCUGGCCAUCUACUUCGACACGGAUUCGGGGAUGUCUGCCAUGACAAAGCUCUUCCUCAAAACAUGCUCGACGCCGCUCCCCGCGUGUCGGGGAACGGCAUUCGUUGACAAGUACAUCGAUGAGUUUGGCAACGAGGCUCCUCGGAGUAGAGAUAAUGACUGUCACUUUAAAGUGCCCUUCAAGUUCGACGUCACAGAGGCGGAUGUCACGAAGCCUGGGUGGAGCAUCAGCAGAUACGAUGAGGAGCUCGACUUGUGGAUCAAAUCGAUGUAUUACCAGAACGACGCAUUCUUCUCUGUCAAAUUGUUAUUGUGGAAGCUCGCCUUCAAGGGCAAAGAGGCAUGGAAGAUGACGUUCGAGUGGGGCAAGGGAGGGGACGGCAAGGGCCGCGAGUUCGUGUUCGAGAAGGCGCUGUUCGGCCACAGCUUCGGCAGCCUCGACUGCGCCGUCUUCCUGGACCGAUCCGAAUGGAGGCGCUCCGCGCAAUUCGCUUGGAACAGGAUGGGCAAGGCAACGUUCGUGAAGACGGAGGGCGAGGUGGACCACGCCAACGGCAAGUUUCUUUUCAAGCACGAAGAAAUUCUCGACGAUCAACUCCGUGACCCAAUUACUCUGUCGAGAUUUUUCAAACGCUACAUUCACGAGAUUGAUGUAGAUUACACGGACGACGAAGCGAUCCCCCUCCUGAACAACUUGGGCGAGAUUGACCCGUCUCUGGCCGAAGACCAGGAUUGGUUGGCGAAGAAUUUAAGUGGCCAGUCGAGCUCCGAUGGGCCUGGCACGGCAGAUUCAGCCCAGGCAGAUAACUUGCUGCGGCGGGUCCACCAGGCCACGCGCAACGUGCGCAUUAUAAAGCCCCGCGACCUCUCAGAUCUCAAUUUUCUCCCCGGCCUCAAGAAGGUGGAAAGCAGCACCAAGGGCAAGAAAACGAAGUUGCAGACAUUCGAGGAUGCAGUGUCAAGGGGUACACUUUCAAUAUUUUGCCCGUCGGGGGGUGUCAGGAAUGAGUUCAGGAAGCUCAUGGUCGACGUCCAGAAGAUGGAGGAAUGCGUCGAGACUUGCGGAGGUGCAGAUGUAUUUGGCGAUUGGCAAACGUGGGGCAAUGCGUUUUCUAUCAUGGAUGAUGUGAAGCAGCUCCCUGAACUCAGCCAUGACGAGCUCAUUGAUAUGACGUCGGGCCCGAAGACAAAUCAUAGCCCGUUGCUCGUGCAGCAGAGAUCGCGACAGCCCGCGCCCGAGCUGGUGGAGCGGGUGAACAUCAAGCUGCUCCAAGCAUACGCCCAGAGGGGCGAGGACAAGAACCAACAGUUUCUAAAGAAGACAAUCGAUAGGUUGGUGACUGAAGGUCGCCCAGUUGAGCCAGCGUGGCAGGGCCUGUGGGAGACGCGCACGGCAUACUACGUCAAGGACGGCUACGGGCGGCAGCUGGCUGCGCAGUAUUCCAUGCAGAGCGCAACCAAGCUGGCAAAGUCAUUCGCGUUCAGGACCCACGCAGUGGAUGUGGACCAGGAGGACAGUCACAACCGACAUCUUCUCAACCUACUUGAAGAUGAGGGCUUCCUUGAUGCCGCGGACAGCAAGUUUUCCAUGCUGCCAUUGCGCGUCGUGAACAGGGGCGCGUGGCUGCGGUUCAUGGAGCACUAUGGCGGCCUCUGCGAGAACGACGCUAAGACUGCAAUGCAAGCAAUAAGCUACGGCCACUUCCCUAAAAGCGAGGCUCCAUUCCUAUGGAAACUUGCAGACGAAUACAACGACGCCGUGAACAAAGUUGCCAGCUUAUCGAAACAUCAGUGGCUGCAGGCCACGCUGUCAUCUUUGCAGACGGAUUGCUCGGUGUCUGCAUUCCUUCGCAGUUUUGACGGGUGCGUUGUGUCGCGCCAGGGCGACGCUGAGCUGGGUUCGAUAAAGGCGUCUCUCGCCUCGACCUCGGCGCAGCAGAACGUUGUCAUCCGCGUGAAGGGGUGGGCGCCAGACGACAUGCACUCUAUCCCAGUGAGGAUGUUUGAGGAUAGACUUGCUCGGGAACUGGAAGAACCUCUGCCGCGUUUGUUGGGCGUUGCCAAAUGCCUGCUGAAUUCCGUGCAGAAUCUGGGUAUCGGCCACACGUGGCCGCUGGAUGAGAUGGAUGACGGCCCGUACCCCGUGCUCGAUCUAAACAAUGCCAUAUCGAACGCAUCGCAACGGAGCAGCAGCGACUUGGUUUUGGAUCAUGUGAUGCCGCCUGACGACUCAGCGUCAUGCGCGGGGAAACAUUUCGUGGUCCACCAGAAGUUAACCAGGUGCUGGCAUUUCUUCAGCGCGAGCGUGUGCGACGACCUCGGCACGCGGCUGAUGGACGACCUGUGGGGCAAGGUUUUAAGCGUAGACACUGCCACAUUCUGGUCGUACAUCAGAGACGCGCAGGACGUGCACGUGCACGAGGCCAGGCAUCGCAUCCCCGAGGAUGACGGCGCCCAGCGGGACAGCCAUCCAUAUACUCUCAAGGGAGGCGGGCUGUUCGAUUCAGAAGGCGCGGCUGCAUUCGAUCUCCAGGACGGCUGCAACAUGCUGCGCCCUUUCGGUUACCAAGUGGAGAGUUGUCCGCCAUCGCGCGUGCGCAGCGGCGGCCUCUUCGUAGUGGACGACGGCGACGGCCACGCGCACGCGCUGCGCGUCGGCGAGUACGCUGUCGUUUGCUUCCGCAGCGGCGCGGCAGAGCUCAUUUCAAUGACCGAACUCAACGAGAUUCCUGCGGCCGCCGAUGCUGGAACGCAGAGUAUAUUCGUGGCUUCAGAGAUAAGCUCAUCGCCGUCGUCUGCGAAAACUUUGAGCGGGUCGGAUGAUGCCAUUGGCGGCGGGGAGUACGACUCGCUGUGUGGCGCAGGGGCCAGGAAGACCAUCCAGAAGAAGCCUGCGUCUUCCAGCAAGGGCUCAGCGGCUGCCGCCUCAGGCCAAGUGGGCGGGAAAUCAGGUCGAUGGCCUGAGGGAUUGGCUUCGGCCGUGCGAGAGGAGGCGCCCCAUUGGUGGAACUUGGCGAAUUGCAGGGAUGACUACGCGGAGUUCGGCUCUGCGCAUCACUGGAGAUGCCCUAUGUGCAUUGCCAGGGAGUUCACCGAGAAACGGUAUUUAAUCAUUCAUAUGAACAGGUAUCACAUUAAGGCUCGCUGCAGCAGUAUUUCAACAAAAGUGCAAUACGAUGUAAGUGGGCAGUGGGAUCAGAUGGUAUCGCGGCUCCGCUUCAACGAGCUGUGCGGGCGCGACGGCCAGAUCCCCGCUGGAAACAUAGUGAACCGCUGCGUAGUCGGCAUCAGAUCUCAAUUGGAGGAGCGCCCCUCGUGGUCGCGGCGCGAAGGCCAACUCGCGCGCGAUGUGAAGCGGUUGGACAAGCAAAUCACAAUUGCAUUGGACUUGGCAGACACGAGGUAUGGUUUAACGGAGGAUUGCAACAAGCACCACAAGGUGUCCGAUAAGUUCUAUUGCACGGGCACCUUCCUCAACGCUUACCUCGCUGCCAUGGCGUUCUACCAUACUUUAAACGAGAAGGUUGCCAACCACAUCAGUGUUCGGCGCGCCGUGGAACGGUGCCGCGCAGCAUGCGACGUCCGCGUUCUAGGCGUGGACCGAUUCUACAAGUCUUUAAUGUCUGUGCUGUACCAAGUUCCGCAUGGACAGAAGCAAGAUGCAGUCGCAGGGCAUGAUCGGUCUCCAUUGCGCGUUCUCAUUACUGUCCAAAGCAACGACAGCAUACUCGAGAUUUUCGGUUCCAAGUCGGAGGACCCCGUCCAGCAGGCGCGCGCUCUUCGGAAUGCAGUGCGCAGGGAGGACGCGGAGAAGGUGCAGAUGGUUUGCUCCGAUUUCCCUUCGACUUUGGAUCAGCGCAGCCAGUUGCGCGCCACGUUCCCCAACCUAAAGUGCGCCAGCAAAGACCCGCUGCACAUUGCCCUCAAGGUCGAGCAGGCGUCCAACGAGAGGACGACGGUGUUCUCUUCCUGCGUGCGUAGAUGCAUUGCUAAACUUCGCCUCGGGGGAUCCGGCAGAUCUCGUUAUUUCCAGUGUAGUGAUGGCCGCGCGGAACCUUCCAAACUGGCGACCGCAAUCGCUGCUAUGAGGCCGUCAGAUGCGAGGCGCUUGUACGAUCGCAUCCGAAACAGCAGCAGAUACGUGGAGAAGCCGUACGACCUCAUGUCCGACUUCGUUCAGGACUUGGCAGCGAUUUGCGCAACGCACCCCGACAUGAUGCAACGCAAAACAUCGAAGAAUGCCACAGUGCUUAGCAGCUUGGAACACGCGACGACGGCGCGGGAGCUGGGGUACAUUCAGAACUUUUGCAAGUACGUCGCCAACAACGCAAACUAUGAUGUGAUAUUUGGAACGACUCGCAACGAAGCAUUCCACAAGCAACUGAAGGCCUUUUACAGAAACGUAAUGUGGCAAACUCAACGACAUGCUCUGUGUAUUGCCACGGCCGCGAAGUUGGCAAAACUAUUCAUUGGCUUCUUAUCGAAAUGCCAUGGUGACCAGUCGCAUACUUUUGCAGAGCAUGAUAUGCUGGCCCAGUUUUCCCAAUUUCUUUUAGCAGAGGCACCUUUUCAUUUCGUGUCCCGCAUGAAACAUGCAGUAACGGCGAACGAAUCAGUAGACCAGGCCCUGCUGCCCUCCAACGCAAAGAUUACUCGCAAGCGCCCAGCAUCUGCGAUGUAG
Messenger RNA from Prorocentrum cordatum, 6598 nucleotides. NCBI's taxonomy places the organism in Eukaryota, Dinophyceae, Prorocentrales, Prorocentraceae. The record is from the annotation of a GenBank genome assembly.